AUGGCGAAGGCUGUCAUCAAAGUGGGAACCGUGGAAGUUCCUGACUUUUUGUGUGAUAUGACCAAACGAGCUUGCAAGAAUAGAGCUGGUUGGAGUCUCGCUCUACACGCAAUGCAGUUCGAUGACGAGGGUGAACUGAUGGAUAUUCUCCUGGAGGUACACACACUGUUACAUGACGCUACAUUCCAUGAACACGAUGCAAAAUCCGGUCCUAUAAGUCAGGAAAGAUCUCCAAUCGACGCGUCUGGAAUUGUUAGCGGUAUUGAUGGACUCUCCUUGCAAUCGGCAGACCAACAGUCCUCCACGAUUUUCCAGCGCCCUCAUGUCCAGCCUGUCAUAUUCGACAGAGGAGAUGAAGAGUUUCACACAGAAUUUUCGCUUGGCUUGUCCCUAUUCUUUUGGGACCUGAUGGCACGUCGCGACAUUGUGAAGAACUUCUGGAGAAGAUACCCUGACUUGUACGAAACGACAAUUCCCGGGGUAGUCACAGAUGUGUUUAUUGGCCAGGUCCGUGCUCUGGAGCGAGACUUUGAAGACACCAUGGUAUGGCCAUUCAAGUUUCCAAAGGCACAGUAUCCUACCCCGCUUCUCCCCGCUCUGUUCUGUGCGAGGUUUGAGAGAACAGCUCAUAACGUUCGCGAGAAAGCCAAAGAUGUUUUAUACAAUGAGAUCAAGACUAAGCCUUUUGAUCACACUGCGGCAUUGGGACCACACUGCAAGGUCGCACUUCUCGCGCAACAUACUGCCUGCCAAUACUAUCGCAAACAGACUCAACACUUGAGCAACGCAGAGCUGAUUGAUGUUGGGAUCACGAGUUUUGAGCAUGAUCAAAGAUAUUAUUUUGACAUGGUCGGCGCUCUAAAGUUACUACAGUCGGGUCGGUGUGUUCUAGCCUCCUCUAUUAGCCCUUUCGGCGAAGAUGAGUUAACAAAGGCCAUAUCAGAGUUUCAGAAAACGGGCCAUGCCCCGAUUUGGAUGCUGCUCGGUCUAGCCGUGCAGUCUGAUGCCAGCCUAGUCGUGGCAGAAACGACAAUUGAUAGAGCGGAUAAUAAAUUGGAUACGCCUAGGAUCAUGGACGGUCUCGAGGACACUAUCACAAGUUUCUCCAAGACUAUUGCCGAGAUUGAGAAAGCUAAAGAGCCAUUUCCUCGAGGCGAAGCAGAGAAGAAAUGCUACGAAGAUCUUGGCAUUUUACAAGAAAGGCUGAGAGAAUGGGUCAUCGAGGAUAAAGUUGAGAAAUGGACUCGCGGGAUGUCAUGA
Pyrenophora tritici-repentis Pt-1C-BFP is the source of this 1260-nucleotide messenger RNA. NCBI's taxonomy places the organism in Eukaryota, Fungi, Ascomycota, Dothideomycetes, Pleosporales, Pleosporaceae. The record is from RefSeq and is a predicted model, not a curated record.